AAAAGCCCAAAGACUUUUGCCACCUCCUCUCCCGCAGCUGCGAGCGCGUCACCACCCCGUGUGCUCCUCGCGUCGCCUUCCCCGGCCCGGAACUGUGCUCGCCCGGAACCGACGAGCCGAGAACGCUGCGAGCCCGGAGCCCCGUGAGAACGGACUCCCGCGAGGCCGGGCCCGUGGCGGCGGGGCCCGAGGAAGCACCGGCAGCGGCACCAGGACCAGCAGCAGCGGCGUGGCCCCGGCGCCCCCCCGGCCAUGUACCGGCAGAGCUUCCGCCCCCCCACACCCCCGUACCCGGGCGGCGGCGGGCUGCGGAGCCCCCCGCCCGGCGGCGGCCCCAUGGCACCCUCCCCGCGGGGCUACGGCAGCCCCCAGCACACGCCGCCCUACGGCCCCCGGGCCGGGCCCUACGGCGGCGGCCGCUCGCCCCGCGGCUUCGGCUUCCACGGCGGAGGCCGCUUCGGGAGCCCGUCGCCGGGGGGUCAGACCCCGCGCAGGCCGCAGAGCGCCAGCCCCCGCUACCCGGCUCCCUACGGCGGCAAGUCCCCGGCUGGAGUUCCCCCACAGCCGCAGCAGCACAAGCGCUCGCCCGGGGGCUUCCAGAGGCGCUACCAGGGAUCACCCAGGACAUCUACUCCAUUUGGUACAGCGCUUGGCAGAGAGAAAACAGUGUCUAAUGAUGUGGAAAACUAUUACAGACCUUCAAUGCUUGAGGACCCAUGGGCUGGCCUAGAGCCAGUUUCUGUUACAGACAUAAAUCAACAAUACAGCAGUGAGCAAACAACAUAUGCUGGUAAAAAAGGGAGGUAUUUCAGUUAACACUUUUAAAGGCCAAAUAACUCCAUCUUGUCAGGAAAACUUUGGGACAAAAUCUUUACACUUACACAAGAUGAACAAUAAUAAAGACCUUAGUUAAUGUUUUUAUUUGAUCAGCUGUCCACCCUUUUAUCCAUUUUUUUUAUUGCAUUGGAAAUUUUUAUGUGUGGGGAGGGGAAAGGAGUGGUAGGAUAACUUACAUUUCUGGCUGCGUGGAAGUGCCUACCAGCUUUGAAGAACAAAGUGUUCUUUAAUCACCAGCGACUGAUCUUCUGACUGUUAAAACAGGUUUCCAUAUAUUUACCUCUUCCAUGCCAGAUUGUAAGCCUUUUAUUGUAAACUCCUUUAAGAAAUGGUAUUUUUUUAUGUUUCAACGUUUUUAGAAUGAAGUAACUUGGAAAUAAAAUAAAGUUUUGUAAAUCCUUGUUUUGUAAUGUAUAAAGAUUAUUUUAGGACUUUUGUUAAGGUGUACUCAUUAACAGAACUAGUACUAGUUAAAUUAGGUGACUUCUGUAAAUGUGCUUGUAUGCUGUAGUUAACAUCUGAUUUUGUGCAUAGCAUUUUUUUGUGAAUUGUAGUGUAACAUGAAACUGAAAUACGACUUUUAGCAACCUCAGGAAACAAGUGUAUUGUCUUUGGAAAGUUUAAUUUGUUGAACCAGAUCUUAAGUCAUAAACAUAAUUCUGUAAUCAUUUACUUUUGUAUUUAAAAAAAAAAAAUCAUAUUUGGAACAAGAAUAGAUGUUUCUGGAUUAUAGUAAACAAGUCUGUUCAGUGGCAAUUUUAGUCUAAGCAACACAAAACAUCAGAAUUAAAUAAAUGCAAAUGUACUUUCUGGAUCUACGUUUUAGAAUAGCAUAGAACGAUUGAAACUUUGUUGUACGGUUGACAUAAGUAUAUGAAUAGCACCUCCUUUUUGAUCUGCUCUGGAUUUUUCAAUUUUGUCUUUUAAUUUUUACCUACAGCUGGCAUCUUUGCUUAGAGAAGUCGUUUUCUGUGUGUGCAUGCUAUAGUUUUAUGCUAAAGAGGAAAACAAGUUGUUUUUUUUUUUUUUUUUCUUAGGACUAGUCUAGUUGUGGAAGAUCCAUUCUUAAGUCUGCUAAUGAAUAUUGUAAUUUAGAACUAAUUAGAAAUAGUUCCAGCUCUAGGAAUGCUCUACAUGACAUGUUAAGCCUGCAGUGGAUAUCUAAAGUGUUGUUGAACAUACUGUUAUUUGUUUGUUGAUCUUUGCUUUUUAGCAGGAGGUAGAAGGCUAAAACUUUUUUUUUUUUUUUUUUUUUAAUAAAAAGUAUUAGUUCAGUUUUCAAAACCUACAUACUUUCUUUUAAGCUCAUUGUACACUUCACAGGAAACACUUUUGUAGUCCUGAAGCACGGCUAUGUAGAAGAGCACAAGGGAUCACAUCAUGCUGUUCUUAGUAACUUGUCUUUUGCUGAGGUAUGAUAGCCCUAUCGUACUACUUGGACUGUUUCAUCAUAAAAUGUCUUGGCUGAAUACCACCUUCAGGAACAACAUCAAACUGGAAGGGGAGGGUAAUUACUGAUAUGUGCUAGCUGAGUCUCUUAAACUUUUAUUACCAUAACCUAAAUUUUGUCACUCUCUUGUCUUCCUUCAGCUGAUCUUACUGUUCAAGUACUAUAUUCCAAAAGGUUGCUCAGAGAACUGAGACCAUAAUGCCUGCUUGGUAUCAAGAAUACUUAAAUCUUCAUCCCAGAAUCAAAACUGUCCCUGAAAUGACAGCUAUCAGUAUUGUUACCUGUAAUGCACACCAGCAAAACUGAAAUUACUUGACAAGUUGCAGAUAGUCUUUAGAAUUUAAAUAUCAAGUAAUUGUGUCACUUUGAAUAGUAAAGUAUAUUUUUUUUUUCCUUUUUUUUUUUUUUUUUUAAACAUUGAGAGGUAAAGUUCAUAAAGUUACAGGGUGCUUAACUGAAUCACCUUUUUUGCUACUUUUGUCUUUGUAACUCAAUGCAGUUUACUUUUCGCAAUCUGUUUGGUAAUCUUGAGGAAAUAGAUCUGAUAGUACCUGAUGUUUUUUUAAGAGACUAAAGCUCUGCCGCGUUCCCAGUUAGAUGUAAGAAGAAACUGGGUUUGGAAAGGAGAAAGGAAAGGAAAAGGAUUCAUGACAGAAGAGAGACUCUUAGAGGUGGGACUGCUUUUACAGUAGCCAAUAUCAGCUGCCCUUGCACGUUUCAAAGAUGCAUUUUUCCACUUUGGUUUUCCAAGGGAUCAAAGCCAGUCAACUCUGGUAAUAACUGUUAACUCCUGGAACCAGGUGUCAGACAUCAACGAAGGUAAAUGUUCCAGAAAGAGAUUUGAGGAAAUAAUCUCAGAGCAUUGUAUUAAUCAAUACAGGCCUUCCACAAUUUCAUCUGUUAAGCUGCUGCUCCUUGUACUUCAGGAUAUGACCCAGCAAUUAUAAGUACAUCAUACUACUAAAGACUCCAAUAAUUUGGUCAAGAAUCUGCAUGGAAUUGAAAUGUAGAUGUAAUAAGCUUACUAAACUCAUCACAUUGUACCAAAAGCUUAAAAACGAUUUACCUUUCUGGCUUCUAAGAGAAAAUCUACAAUUACAGUAAAAUUUCAAAAUGUCAUUGUUGAAUAGCUGUAAAAUGCAUGAACACAUGUUCAGAACUAUAAAUACAAUGUACUU
Messenger RNA from Oxyura jamaicensis (ruddy duck), 3465 nucleotides. It is a transcript of the gene MPLKIP, whose product is annotated as M-phase specific PLK1 interacting protein. Gene Ontology annotation, cellular component: nucleus; midbody; centrosome. The transcript is spliced from 2 exons. The record is from RefSeq and is a predicted model, not a curated record. NCBI's taxonomy places the organism in Eukaryota, Metazoa, Chordata, Aves, Anseriformes, Anatidae. Bases 253 to 816 code for a protein of 187 amino acids.